This is a messenger RNA of Schistosoma turkestanicum, 1709 nucleotides long. NCBI's taxonomy places the organism in Eukaryota, Metazoa, Platyhelminthes, Trematoda, Strigeidida, Schistosomatidae. The record is from the annotation of a GenBank genome assembly.
GUACACGUUGACCCGCCACGCAGUAAGUGAUUGUGUAUGCAAUACGACUUCUCUAUUUCUCACCCGGAUCUUGAGAACCCAAUCAUGUUUGAGAUCAUUUGUGUUCUCAGAAAAGACUAACCACUGCGUAUGUCCGUACAUAAUGAGUAUAGAAUAUACCUAAAUAAGCGAGAAAAAAUUGGAGACAGUAUAGUAUUACCAAAUGCAUAAACACAUGAAUAUAAAUGACAUUAUGACAGCGAAAAUUACUCCCAAGAUUUUCGGUGAAAAUAUCAGAUCACAUAGUGUUCACUCACCAAGGUGUUACCGAUAUCCAGGGUUUAGCAGUAUCGUUAUGCAUAAUAACUACCUGAUCGAGAAGACCAUAAGCAGUCAAAACAGGAGUUAGGAAUUGAGAAGAUCAAAAGUUUGUUUUGAGGAUGGUUGAGAUGUUGAGUAGUGAGUGGCUAGUAGAUGCAACAGUAGGUGAAGCCUUUUGAACACGAAGAUAUUGGGAAUGUCGCAGAUAUUGAGAGCUAGACAACGUUUUUGUCCGUAACACCUUUCUGAUCGAGUAUAUCCAAAGCCAAAUCAUACCAGGAAUGAGAAGGUAUAUCUGAAUGUGAAUGAACUUUGUAAGGUGAUGUGAAAGGAUGAGUUGGACGGCAUAUCUUGAGGUUAUCUGGUGCGGUUGAGUGACGGAGCGUCUUCAGCUACGGGUGUUUUCAAUAAAACUAAUGACGUCAGUCUCAAUGUCGAAAACUUACAAAGCUGUUUAUUUCUUAUGGAUUUAUCUACUGUUAGUCGUAAAACCACGAAUAAAUUCUCUGUUGGAUGCCAAUACACGUCCCCUUCUGCAUAUAUUUUAAGGCCUUAAUUAAUGAUAGAUUUGCCUUUCCUUUCAAUCUUGCGUGAUUCGGGGUUCUCAGUGUUUGUCUGCUGUUAUUAGUCUGAUUGUGUUGUAGGUCAGGCAAGUACAGUGUAUAUUAACCCUACGAAGUAUUUAACGUUGCAAUUAUAGUUUACUUCGUGAAAUGUCUGAUCGCGAGUCUAGACUGGAAGCUAUUGAGUCAGCUAUAGGGAUUGUACCACACUUUCCAGUGGAAGGCAUUUUCUUCCGGGAUUUCUUUUGUGUUUUCAGGAAUCCUGUCUUAACUCAAUAUCUGCUAGAUGAGUUAUAUUUCCUGGCUACAUCUGCGAUACAGCGUGAAUAUAAAGAUACCGUAGAAAUUCGAAGAGAUGCUCUCAAUGCUGGUGACAAUGUAAUUCUGUUGGACGAUGUGUUGGCCACUGGUGGAAGUCUUGAAGCUUGUUAUAACUUGAUAAAACUAUCUGGAGCUAAGGUUUUAUCCACCUUAGUAUUCUUGGAAGCGACAGAUCUAAAUGCACGUGAAAAAUUUAAAAAGCUUAAUGUAGAUACUCAUUCAGUUUUUCAAAUUUGAAUAUCCCUUGCGUUUAUAAAGUGCCUUUUCCGUUAUUUGAUUCCUUUAUUUUGUAAACUUAUCUCAUGUGCCUUAAAUCCAUCAAACCGUUAUGUGUAUAUUUAUCAGAUAUCAAGUGUGCGACUUAAUUAAUUAAAUCUAUUCCAGGGUGUCACUGCUUAUUUUAUUUAACAAACUCUUUCUGAUCAUUUUGAUUUUAACUGUUUGGAGAUUUUGUUUGCAUUAUCAAUAGACUUUAUUUGUACUGUGUGUGUAUUUGUGCGCUUCAUUGUGUGGAUUCAGUUUGCU